Molecule: messenger RNA, 1066 nt
Organism: Eupeodes corollae
Lineage: Eukaryota; Metazoa; Arthropoda; Insecta; Diptera; Syrphidae
Product: deoxynucleotidyltransferase terminal-interacting protein 2
Exons: 4
Coding region: 127-1041 (304 amino acids)
Biological process (GO): RNA processing
Cellular component (GO): nucleolus
Molecular function (GO): RNA binding
Source: RefSeq, a predicted model, not a curated record
AUUGCUCUUUGGCUUUGGCUUCCCAAACGUUUUGGUUGUGUUUUCUAUUAUUUGCCCACAUGGGAAAUACGAAUUAAAAAAAUAAUUCAUUUUUUUUUGUUAAGCUGUUAUCUAGUUUUAAUAAAAAUGAGCUCGCUUUUUAUUGUCGACACGGACAGAAAUUUAAACCUUCUGGACGAUAAUGAUGAAAAGAGCUUCACAAAUAAAAUAUCAAAGAUCCAGUACCAUCAAGAAGAAGAGCCAAAAUCACUUCUACAGAAACCUCUGUUUGAAGAUGACAUUGAUCCUGGCUCGGAAGAAGAAGACGACGGUGACUAUGGAGGUCUACCGCCACCAAGUCAUGAUAUUUCCCAUCUCUUGAAGAAAUUUACCCAAGAAGAGCCUAAAACAAAAGCUGAACUUGAUAUGGAAUACGCCAUUGAAUCGGUUAAAGCAGCAGACGAAUCUAAAGCAGCAAAUAAGUCUAAGCAGCCUUUCCGUUACCAAAGACGUCCCAACAAAGACCUUAUAUUUCCUGAAUAUGAUAAAAAUACUGGCAAAAUUACAGACAUUUUAUCGGAAACCAAUGUGGCUGAGGAAUUGAAAACAUCCACAUUAAACGGAAUAGAAAAAGAAAAGUCCCUGCCUCGACUUCCUGAUCGAAAACUUCGAGAUCUAAGAAGGAUUGAAAGGGCCAAGACAAAGGGUGAAGGAUGGUUCAAUAUGCCAGCAACUGAAGUAACGGAGGAGGUUGAAAACGAUUUGAAAAUACUUCAAAUGAGAUCGGUUCUAAAUCCCAAACAGUUCUAUAAGAAAAAUGAUCUUAAAGUACUGCCCAAGUACUUCCAGAUUGGUACUGUGCAACAUUCGCCUCUGGAUUAUUACAAAGAACGAGAUACUCGCCGAAACAAAAAGAAAUCUUUGGUUGAGGAUUUGUUAGCAGAUGCAGAGUUUCAAAAAUAUAACAAGCGUAAGUACAAGGAGACAAUAGCGAAAAAUGAUAAAUAUGCCCAUAGAAAAGCAAUGAAGAAAAUGAAGAAAUUAAAAAAGAAUAAAAAAUAACUAUGAUUUUAAAUGAAUAAAUCAA